AUGUUUGUUAAAAGUUUAAUAUUCACUGUUUUCAUUUUACUGAUCGAUGGCAUAUUUUCCAAAAGUGUCGAACUAACUUUUGAGUUACCAGACAGCGCCGAAGAAUGUUUCUAUCAAGACAUUGAAAAGGAUACCUCGGCUUCAUUAGAAUACCAGGUUAUCACUGGGGGCCAAUAUGAUGUUGAUGUUAAAAUAGAGGGUCCUAAUAAACAAAUAAUUUACCAACAACAGAAGAUGCAAUAUGAUUCCCACCAAUUUACUGCACAAUAUACAGGUGUAUAUAAGGUAUGUUUCAGUAAUGAGUUUAGCACAUUUUCUCAUAAACUUGUCUACAUGGAACUAAAUGUUGGUCCUGAGACACCUCUGCCAGGAGUUGGUGAUCAUGCAACUGUACUUACACAGCUGGAAACAUCCGCAGAAGAAAUACAUUCAGCUUUAAAUAGGAUUAUUGAUCACCAAACACACCAUAGAUUAAGAGAAGCCCAAGGCCGCAAAAGGGCUGAAGAUUUAAAUGAAAGAGUAUUUUGGUGGUCAAUUGGAGAAACAUUGGCAAUUUUCUGUGUCACAUUUGCUCAAGUAAUGAUCCUCAAAAACUUCUUCAGCGAUCGACCAACAAUAUAUAAAUAG
Messenger RNA from Leptosia nina, 627 nucleotides. Lineage: Eukaryota; Metazoa; Arthropoda; Insecta; Lepidoptera; Pieridae. The record is from the annotation of a GenBank genome assembly.